GGGGAAAAUUUGCCUUCCUCAGCUGGUCGUUACUUUAUUUUUCUAAUAUUCUUAUCAUUUUAAAACUUUGAUCAGCUGCAGGGGGUGAAUUUGCGUCAAGGUUCUGUAAUAUGAACCAGUUUUCACAGAAAAAAGACCGCCCGUAGGUGGUGAAUAGCCACAUCCUUCACGAGGUGACCCCGUUCUCUGCAUUUUAUUUUACUCUACUUUUUGACUUAUAUUUUUAUUUUCCAAUGCAGAGGUUACUAAAUACGGCGGAUCGGUUAUAAAAUACUUAGUACUAUAUAAAGGCUUAAAAACAGACCUCUUAUCACAAAACUAUUAGCAUGAGCGAACUGACUUUUAAUGUAACACGAGCCUUGAAUGACUCUGUCAUUGAAUUUAAGGUUAGAGCCCCUGAAACACAGUUCAACGGAACCCCCGAAGAAGGGUUGGAGGUGCUCUUGGGGGGUGUUGACACGAUAAUAGAGCACUCCAUACAACGACGGAACUGUUUCAAGUUCCAUGUCACUUUGGACGGAGUAUUUCAGGUAUUUGAUUUGCUACUAACAAUCUGUUAAAAUAGUGAUAAGGAAACUUUCAAAUCAAAAAGAAGUGGUUUAACAAGAAAAAAUAUAGAUAAAUAGAAGUUGAUAUAUUUCAUUUACAGAAACAUAUAAACGGUGAAGAGCAGACAUUUGGUUUCAAGACACGAACAACUGUGUGCCUGAGAUCAUCAAAUAAGGAUGAGAUGAUCAAUGAAGUUCGAAAUAAACUCUUGAACUCAUACGAGUCUUUUCAAGGAAUGGGUUGCGGUUGGAUAUGGAGACGAUGGCCAAUGGUUACAGUGCUGGUCAUAAAGUACAACCCUGUAUCAGGAUGAUUGAUUGAGUGAUUGAUUAAAGAAUGUCGACUUACUUGCCAACUCCCAAACUGUUGAAAAAGAGAAGAUGUCUGUUGAACAUACGGAAUAAAGAUGACCAAUCAUUCCUUUAUUGUAUUGUGGCUGCUUUGAAAAGACCUGAUAGAAACCCAACACGACCUGGAUUCUAUAAGCGUUAUGUCAAGAAACUGAUCACGACAGGAAUCAACGCACCAAAACGGUUGGAGGACAUCCCCCUGUUUGAGAAACAAACCUGUAUAUCCGUCAAUGUUUUUGGUUACAGUGAGAGUGAGCCAAGAACACACAUUUUCCCUAUUUACACGACGAACUUCAAGUUUAAGAGGAUAGUACAUCUGAUCAGUUUGACAGAAAGAAAUAAAACACAUUAUGUUCUGAUCAAAUCCCUAUCAACAUUUUUGAGAUUGGUCACGAAAUACGAGAAAAGAAUGUUGACAUGUGAAAGAUGUUUUAGAAGGUUCACAUCCAAACUUUUUUUUGAAAAGCAUGCAACGUUCUGUGAGACAGGAGAACCCUCUGUCUUCAUGCCUGAAGACCCUGUAUUGAAAUUCAAAAACUUUCAAUACAAAUUUCCCUGUCCUGUGGUCAUGUAUGCCGAUUUUGAGGCCUAUCAGAUCAGCAUGAACGAGAGCACCGGUUCAAAAAGCUCAAACAUCGCUGAACAGAAACCAACAGGGUUCGCAUACAUGAUUGUGUCACCUCAUGAUGUUCUUUGUAGACCAUUGAAGUUAUAUAGAGGUGAAGACGCAGCCGCAAAGUUUGUAGACUGUUUGAUAAAUGAGUGUUACGACAUAGAGGAUAUACUCAACGAGGUGAAACCGAUGGAGUUCACAGACGAUAACAUGGUGCAAUUUCAAACAGCAACCAACUGCUCAAUCUGUAAACAAAGCUUAAUUUGGAGCGAUUUGAACAAUCCUGUUGUUCGCGAUCACUGUCAUAUUUCAGGUUCAUUUCGUGGUGCCGCUCAUUCUCAAUGUAAUUUGAAGGCUUGUCAACAAAAGAGGUUGUUUGUCUACUUUCACAAUGGGAAGGGUUACGACAAUCAUUUCAUUCUAACAGCUUUAGCUGAUGACAAGAGAACGGGUACCAUAGAGGUUAUUGCCAAUACUGCUGAGAAAUAUACCCAGAUUAAGACCCAAAGAUUCAUAGUCCAUGAUUCAAUGAGUCACCUCGUUGGCAGUCUAGAUAAUCUCUGCAAAAGCUUGCGACAGAGGGGCUUGGAUGGGUUUAAUCUAAUGCGAAACGAAUUCCCCCUCGAUGAUCAAUUUCGAUGUGUGUUGCAAAAGUUAAUCUACCCCUACGACUAUAUAGACGGGUUUGACAGAUUCGAGGAGCCAAUUCCCGGUAAACCAGCGUUUUUCAACAAACUCACCGAUGAAGAUUUGUCUGACGAAGAUUAUGACACACUCUUAAGAAUUUGCAAAAUCUUCAAUAUAACUACUUUAGGGGAACUUCACGAUUUGUACUUGAGAGUGGAUGUUUUGAUACUAGCAUGUGUCUUUGAGGACUACAGACGGUUGGGUCUUGAAAUGUUUGCUAUAGAUCCAGCGUAUUACAUAAGUUCACCAAGCUACUCGUUUGACGCUAUGUUGCAUCUAACGAAUGUUGAGUUAGAAUUGUUGACAGAUGUGAACAUGUAUGAAUUCUUUGAAAAAGGAAUGAGAGGAGGUUGCAGCACAGUUUUCAAACGUCUAGCCACAGCUAACAACAGAGGUCUACAAAGAUAUAACGAUCAAAUGCCUCAGUCAUCGAUUUUCUACACAGAUUGUAAUAACCUGUACGGGUAUUGCAUGCAAAUGAAGCUGCCCCACAAAGAUUUUAAAUGGUUGACUGAGCAAGAGAUAUCCUCUCUGGAUGUCACAAAGAUCGACGUUAAUGGUGAUACAGGGAUGAUUUUGGAGGUUGACUUAGAAUACCCUGACUCACUUCAUUCGAGUCACAGAGAUUAUCCCUUGGCUCCGGAGAGGUUAUCUAUAACAAAGGAUAUGCUGAGUGAGGAGACGAGGCAGUUUUUUGAUGAUUUCAACAUAUCAUAUUCAACCCAGACCAGACUCACGCAAACUGUCUUACCUAAAACGAAUUAUGUCACACAUGUCAAGAACUUGCUGUUUUACACACAGCAAGGACUUGUUCUCAAAAAGAUACAUCGAGCUGUGACAUUUUACCAAUCUUCUUGGAUGGCUGAAUAUAUAAAAACAAAUACUAUGAAGAGGAUUGAAGCCCAAAACAAGUUUGAGAAGGACUUCUUUAAACUUCUGAUAAACAGUGUCUUUGGCAAGACCUGUGAGAACGUUAGAAAAUAUCGAAAGUUUGACUUGGCAACAACUGAAAAGCAAGUCAAACGCCUCUCUCAAAGAGUUGAACUGAAGUCUGCUGUCGUUGUAUCCAAAAAUCUCGUCAUUUUUGAGUCAAACAACCUUGAGAUAACGUUAAACAAACCUCUUUAUGCAGGCAUGGUGAUUUUGGAACUUGCAAAACUCCACAUGUAUCAAUUUCAUUAUAAAGUUAUGCGACCUCUGUUUCCAGGGAAAAUUGAGUUGUGCUACAGUGACACGGACAGUUUUCUAUACCACAUACAAGAAGGCGAUUUGACUGAAAAAUUUUCGAGAAUAUCCUCAACUUUCAUGGACUUCUCAAACUACCCUGUGAAUCAUUGUCUCUAUUCCAUUCAGAAUAAACUCACCCCGGGCAGAUUCAAGGACGAAAUGGCAGGUUGCGAAACCCAUCAGUUUGCUGGGUGUAGAGCCAAAUGCUACUCUAUAGUUACAGAUGAAGAACAGAAAAUGGGAGCCGCGGGAGUGAAGAGAAAUAUGCAAAAGAGACUGAAGCAUGUCGAUUUUGUAGAAACAAUCGCACAUUCCACGUUUAAGAACAUUACUCAGAACACCCUAGUAUCAAAAAAUCAUAGAAUUUUUAUGAGACAAUCAGAGAGAAUAGCUCUAAGUUUUGUAGAUAUUAAGAGGGUUGUUUUAGGUAAUGGAAUUGACACAAUUCCAUACGGGUAUAAUGGAUAUGUUGAUUGACUUUUUAUUUGUUUGUAUCUUAUUUAUGUUUAGGUUAUACAAAAUAAAAGUCGCAUAUUAUUCGUUUAUAAAAUUAAAACGUAAAUGAUA
Messenger RNA from Bolinopsis microptera, 3993 nucleotides. RefSeq lists its product as uncharacterized. The transcript is spliced from 14 exons. Lineage: Eukaryota; Metazoa; Ctenophora; Tentaculata; Lobata; Bolinopsidae. The record is from RefSeq and is a predicted model, not a curated record. Bases 886 to 3903 code for a protein of 1005 amino acids.